Molecule: messenger RNA, 1596 nt
Organism: Trichoderma aggressivum f. europaeum
Lineage: Eukaryota; Fungi; Ascomycota; Sordariomycetes; Hypocreales; Hypocreaceae
Exons: 6
Coding region: 1-1596 (531 amino acids)
Molecular function (GO): protein binding
Source: RefSeq, a predicted model, not a curated record
AUGGCCCAUCUCACGACGCUGCCAAACGAGAUCCUUCACAACAUUCUGCAAUGGCUGGCGCCGAAGGAUCUCGAGUCGCUACCCCGCGUCUGUCGAGCCCUUGACAGCUUCGUGAAGGGGAAUCAGAAGCUGUGUGAAGACAUUUAUAUACAUAAUUUUGAUUCACCUCCUGAUGAUGACAGACUUGACUGGGAGACUGAGCUGCUUGACAUCGUCAAGUUGCAGAAUAUCUGUCACCGUGAAAAGGUUGAAGACAAGGCAAGUCUUGAUGUUACUGGCUCAUCAAUCUGUGGAAGUAACCAUGCGCUAAUCAACCACUUACACGAUAUAGGAGGCCAUGCCAUGGAAGCGUCCGACACUCAGUAUGCGUCCAGGAACGCAGAAUUUCUCAAGGCUCUCUUUGAAGACGAGCUCAACUGCAAAGCCUUUCUCCAGAAAUCAUCUCUGUUUGAGAGGGUCCACAGAACUCAGCACCACCAGUUCCCACCUCUGGAUAGGAGGCAACAACAAGAAAGCGCCAGGCUCCACUGCUUAUACGGCAAGCCAAUCCUUGAGACUGGAAGGCUACGAUCCGCGAGGACCUAUCCUUAUGCCUGCUCUAAAGUCUACGAUAUUCGGCAGUACACCAACCGGACUCGAUGGGGCCCCUUCAUGGAUGAAGAUGGCGAUUUAAAAGUAGAUUGGGAGAAGGUGGAGGCAAUCCUCAUUGUACUGGGAAGUAAUCUUUACACCAAGAAGCUCGCGCGGCUUUUCAGCGAUGUUUGGGACAGCCCCUUCUCUGGUUCAUGGAGUGGCAGCUUCAUAUCCUCCCCUAAUCCCGACAAGUCGUCACUGGAUGCCAUGGAUCCAUAUGGCGUAACCGGCACUUGGUAUCGAAUUGUGUGCUUCCUUGACUACAACGACUUUUUUAGCUACAACUUCACCAACCCUGAGCGAGACGAAUCCCCUCUUCAUACGCUCGAUGUUGGGGAAGCGACUCGGUUAAUCAUUAUGAGGAUUCACGUCACAAAAAUCGAAGAAGCCGGACCUGAUUCGGAGUACUCCUCAGAUCUGCCAAUCGUGCACUAUGAGGGCACCUCUCGCCCACUUGAUGAUUCUUGGGACGACAAUGCGUCUUCUGAUCUCCGAGACUUUACUUCGAAAGGUACUGUUGGCUUGACCAAGGAGGGCGAAGUACGGUGGACAUCAGUGUCCAUCUUUCAAGGACACGAACGCUGGAAAAGCGAGUCAAUUCAAUUAUCAGGGCCAAAAAGUGGCAAAGUUUUAGGUAACUGGUUUGACAGAGACUACGAUCCUCAUGGCCCCUGUGGACCAUCGGCUUUCUGGAAGGCUAGUGAUUCGGAGACGGCGCAUGGUACGCACGCUGUUCUUCCCAGAAACUUUCUCCUGUGGAGCGCACUGAUUCAGAUGGAAGAUUCUGAUCCGGAGGGCGACAUGGAGUACACGAUGGAGAAUGAAGAGGAAGAGGAAGAGGAUGACUCCGAGUCUGAGCCGGUAGCGAAUGAGCUGCCAGAGCUGUUAAUGGAUGCGGAGUUGGAGAUUAUUGAGAUUACCCAUCACAUCGAGGACCAUCCAGAGCCGUCGUCUGGGGCUUGA